Eleginops maclovinus (Patagonian blennie) is the source of this 3785-nucleotide messenger RNA. Its product is annotated as zinc finger protein 11-like. The transcript has 7 exons. The record is from RefSeq and is a predicted model, not a curated record. Bases 137 to 2659 code for a protein of 840 amino acids. NCBI's taxonomy places the organism in Eukaryota, Metazoa, Chordata, Actinopteri, Perciformes, Eleginopidae.
CCAGGAUGAACAGCGUGUUUCAGGAAGAAGUUGGCGCCUGACCCCGUGUAUGCAGUUAGCUAGCACGCUAACCGAAAGUAUGCAUGAUAGUACACUUCCUUAUUUUUUAUCUUCAACGUUAUAAGAGAAUUCCGAAAUGAACGACGCAGAAGAGUUCAGUGUCCCCCUUUCCUCACUGGCGCUCCUGGUCCCACCACUCCGGCUGAUGUCAGCAGUGAUGUGGGAAGUUGUUCGCCAGCGAAACAUAAAGCACUACGGGAAACUGGAGGAGUUUGUUACCAUGGUAACAGAUGCAGUUCCUGAGCUGAUGAGUAAACGGGAAGGGAGACUACUCUCACUUGGCCUGAGGGCAAGGACAACUCUUGAGCUGUUGCGUUCUGAGCACCCUGAGGAUCUCAAGGCUGUUGAGAGCCACCUGAACCGAAUCCGAACUUCUUGCAUUGAGGAGACAAAUGAUCCUGUCAUUGAGGCACCAGAGGCCAAUUUCAUGAAGCUGGUGCAAGGCCUCAUUGAAGACACGGAUGGCAGAGAACACUUCCUCAAGAAUGUGUUUCCAGUGGAGUAUGGCCCUGAUUUCGACACGGCACUGGAGACUCUGGUUUGUGAGUUUUUCACCAGACUGGAGGAGCUGCUGCCAAUCCCUGAUUUCAAACAGACUGCGUCCUGGAUCAGCGGGGCCCCCUCUGUCCUAGAAGAGUACAUGCAGUGUGUCUCAAAUGGAGACGACCUCAAAUUUCUUCUCCAGAGCAAACAGUGCCAUGGGAAAUUGGCUAAGAGUACAAUUGCUCCGUUUCCGUCAGAUGAUCUUCUCAUUCCCUCUCUGUCUCUUCCUCCAUCGCUUGAAGUGGCCAUCUCUUCCCACCCGAGCGGUUGUGAUGAUGAAAAUAACGACGUUCCUCAGAUUGUCAUGUUCGAUGAAGAACUGUCCACAAACCCUUCCACCUCGACGGACUUUCCCGAGUCCCCAAAAAGGACUGAUAUGUCUCCAUCCCCUCGCAGGAGACAAUCAGGGCUGCACAAAUGUCCCGAGUGUAACAAAUGCUUCAAGCACCACUCCGUUCUCACCGAGCACCAGAGGGUCCACAGUGGGCUGCAGCCUUACAACUGCUCCGAGUGCGGGAGGGCUUUCAGGACAGCCACUCUGCUAGCCGGUCACAGGCUACGGAAAUGCAAAAACGCUGCUUAUCUGUGCAUCAAAUGUGGGAACAGUUUUCCAACCUCACUGGACAAGUUCAGACACCACUGCCCAAAACGGGGCCGUAGCUACGAUUGUGGACACUGCGGCAAGAGUUUUCAAAAGUCUAGCAGCUUGAAGGAACACCUGCUGACUCACGUCCAAAGCCGCCUUUUCAAGUGCAGUCAUUGCGGGGUGGGAUUUUCAGGAAUUGGUGACUUGAAGUAUCACCAACAGGUCGACCAUGACAAGCCUUAUCAGUGUAAGCAAUGUGGGAAGAGCUUCAUCUCCUCCAAGUGUCUGACGAAACAUCAGCAGCGACACGAAGAGGGCGGGGAAAUGGAGAGCGCCAAAUUAAUGAGCGGAGGAAAACACAGGAAGAGUGGCUCAGCUCAUCGGACUUCCUCCUCAUCUAUGUCCUCCAGGAAAUCAGCCUCCAAAUCCGCCUACCCGCGAGGACGAGUCACGCAUAACUGUCCACUGUGUGGAAGGAGCUUUAAGUAUCGUUUCGAAUUUCUCGAGCACCAGAGGUUCCACACCGCGGUGAAGCCUUACAGAUGCUCGCAGUGUGGCAAAGCCUUUCGCACGGAGGCUCACCUCUCCAGGCACAGGAAGAGGAAGUGUAAAAAUGCAUCCCACAUUUGCACCAAGUGUGGGUGUCAGUUCAGGUCUCUCCAUGAGCGGGUCAGACAUCAGUGCGUCCAGCUGCUGACCAAAUAUGAGUGCUCUCAUUGCGGGAAGACCUUCAAGAUGGCCCACCUGCUCAGGAACCAUCAGAUGAGUGAACACCAGCUUCCCUACAGCGCCAACCAUCGCUUCAGGUGCAGGUACUGCGAUGAAACAUUCCCUGGCAUCAGUGAGCUCAAGUACCAUCAGAGGGUCGACCACGAGAAACCCUAUCAGUGUCAGGAGUGUGGAAAGUGUUUCCUGUCUGAGAAAUGCCUGGCUAACCACGAGCUACGUCACAACGACGACCGACCAGAGAGCUGUCUGGUGUGCGGUCGCGGCUUCAGGAACCGCUACGACUUGAAACAGCACAUGCGCACUCACACGGGGGAGCGGCCGUACCAGUGCACUCACUGUUCGCAGUGCUUCUCCACAGCGGGGGGACUACGGAGCCACACCAGGGUUCACACCGGAGAGAAGCCCCAUGUUUGCCCAGAUUGCGGUAAGGCUUUCUCUCAGAUGGGUGCUAUGCGCACACACAGGCUUACGCACACGGGAGAAAGGCCGUUCAAGUGCACAGUGUGCGGCAAAGGUUUCACAAUGGCACACAAGGUGACUGUCCAUAUGCGAGUCCACACAGGAGAGCGGCCCUAUGUGUGCACGCAGUGCGGGAAAGCCUUCUCCGAUGGAAGUGUGCUGAAGCAGCACAUGCUCAACCACUCAGGGGUGAGACCGUACCACUGCCAGAUCUGUCCCAAGACCUACACCUGUCUGAACCACCUGAGGAGGCACCUGAAGAGCCAUUCCAACAUGAACUGAGCAGAGCGUGUUACACAUGCAUAUUCACACACACCGCAUUUGCCAGUUGGACUACUACAGUUACAAUGGACCAACGAAACCAAGCAAUACGUGAAGGGAUAUAGAACGAUGCUGUUGAAAUUGAGGGGAAAUGUUUCCUCUUCACUGUAAAGUAAAUGUAGUCACAUUAACCAAUUGUGAAGGACUUUUCCAGCAUUAAAGGAAUAGUUUGACAUUUUUGGGAAAUCCACUUAAUAAUUAUCGUUGAGAUAAUCACAUGAAAAGAUUGAUACCACUGUUAGACUGCAAACAAAGAUGAAUGACAUUAGGGCUCCCCUUAAGCGAAGCCAAAGCAUCUCCCCAAAUUGCUGUCUAUAAGCCCCACCCCUCCAUGUCACUGAAGUAUAAAGUCAAAAUACACGCCAAAUACAAUUUUCCCAAAGAUGGUUUCUGUCAUUUUGGGUAGUUCUUGCUACAUGAUGUGCAUUCAGGGGUUAGUUUUUCUGAUAAGUCUAUUUUAUUCACUUAUUUGAUGCUAUGAAGAGGAGUGGCAUCACGACAGAUAUCAGGUGCUAACAUAUCAGCGGUGGUUUAUGCUAACAAAUUGUUGCACUGCUCAAUACUGCGCAGAAUCAUGUUCCAAAUGAUAUUUUGGGUUCAGAGACGCUUUGUCUAUAUAUACAUAAACUCUAUGAUGCCAUUCCAGAUAGAGUGGUAUCAAUCUUUUCUAAUGUGGCAAGAAUGCAAAUAAGUGUAUUUUACAAGUUAUCAAACCAUUUCUUUAACAUUAGCACAUGCUCUUUCUUUUCCUCAAUCCCCACCAGACUAUUCGUUAUUUUUAUUUUUUUUGACCAACAGUUUAUUAAGCAUGAAUAUGUUUGGAUAAUAUUCCAGAUGUUGUUUGGGUGAAUGUGCAGAAACUGUAGCAUCGGUGAAAAUAUAUUUUUGAAAAGGCUUCUAAGGCAAUGUUAUGUAAAAUGUUGGCUGUAAAUAUACUAAGAGACAUUUUUGCAAGCCUGAGACGAAAUAAACUAGCAUGUGUCUAGUUUAUUUCAACCUGAAAUAACUUUAUUUCUGUAGGGCUUUUAUCACACCCAAUUAUGGUUUUCAAGUUUUGUGAAGUUCACAUUAAAUUCCCUUGGUUAUA